This is a messenger RNA of Gordionus sp. m RMFG-2023, 1180 nucleotides long. RefSeq names its product RNA polymerase-associated protein CTR9 homolog. Gene Ontology annotation, molecular function: RNA polymerase II complex binding. The record is from RefSeq and is a predicted model, not a curated record. Bases 21 to 1145 code for a protein of 374 amino acids. NCBI's taxonomy places the organism in Eukaryota, Metazoa, Nematomorpha, Gordioida, Chordodea, Parachordodidae. Gene Ontology annotation, biological process: regulation of DNA-templated transcription; transcription elongation by RNA polymerase II. The transcript has 7 exons. Gene Ontology annotation, cellular component: Cdc73/Paf1 complex.
UUUCAUUCGUUUUAAAAAAUAUGAUUGAAAUUCCAUUGAAAGAUAGCGAUGAAGUCAUUGAAAUCGACUUGGAUCAAAUAACGGAACCAAAUGAGCUUCUUCAGAUUUUGAUGCAAGAAAAUUGUCCUUUAAACAUCUGGGUCACUAUUGCGAUUGAUUAUUACCGAAAAGGAAAAGAAGAAAAUUUUGUAAAAAUAUUGGAAUCAGCACAAGUGAAUGCCAAUAUUAAUUAUGCUGAAUUUGAAAAAGAUCAAAUGAGAUCAUUAGAUACCUUAGCUGCUUAUUAUCUAACAAAAGCACAUGCUUGCAGAAAAAAUGGGAUGGAUGACAAAAAAAGGAAAGAAUUACUGACCCAAGCAACCUUGUUAUAUACUACAGCAGAUAAAAUUAUUAUGUAUGAUCAGAAUCAUCUAUUGGGAAGAGCAUACUUUUGUUUAUUAGAGGGGGAUAAAAUGGAUCAAGCUGAUGCUCAAUUUACAUUUGUUCUUAAUCAAAGUCCCACUAACAUCCCUUCGAUGCUAGGAAAAGCUUGUUACUGUUUUUUUAAAAGGGAAUACAAAGCAGCAUUGGCAUUUUACAAAAAAGCUAUGAGAACCAACCCAAAAUGCCCUGCUGAUGUUCGAUUAGGACUCGCUCACUGCUUCUUUAGGCUUCAAAGAUACGAGAAAGCGAAGUUAGCCUUCCAAAGAACCCUCCAAUUAGAUCCUAACUGCUUGGGGGCCCUCAUAGGUUUAGCCAUACUGGAACUCAAUACCAAAAUCCCGGAACGCGUGAAAUCAGGCGUACAAAUUCUCUCCAAGGCGUAUUCGUUGGAUUCCACCAAUCCCAUUGUUUUAAAUCACCUGGCCAAUCAUUUCUUCUUCAAAAAGGAUUACCAAAAAGUGUUCCACUUGGCAUUCCAAGCAUUCCGCAAUUCCGAACAAAAUAAUGCUCCUUCUUCCAUGCCCGGCCAACUAUCCGGUCCCGGAGGUCAGUCCUCGAAUUUCGGUCAUACGCACUCGUCCGGCCUUUCUUCCAGUUUCAUGGAGUCUAGCCUAAGCAAGGACGCCACCAGGGCCGAAAGUUGCUACCAGUUGGGUAGGGCCUUUCACGCCACGGGCAAUUUAGACCAGGCUUUUCGGUUUCAUAUAUAUAUUAUUUUUUAGAAAUCCUCAUAUCCCCUCCCCUUUAACCCUUUUUU